Messenger RNA from Budorcas taxicolor (takin), 508 nucleotides. RefSeq names its product calcitonin related polypeptide beta (gene CALCB). Bases 1 to 393 code for a protein of 130 amino acids. Lineage: Eukaryota; Metazoa; Chordata; Mammalia; Artiodactyla; Bovidae. The transcript is spliced from 4 exons. Gene Ontology annotation, molecular function: hormone activity; calcitonin receptor binding. Gene Ontology annotation, cellular component: extracellular region. The record is from RefSeq and is a predicted model, not a curated record.
AUGGGCUUUGGGAAAUCCUCCCCCUUCCUGGCUUUCAGCAUCUUGGUCCUGUGCCAGGCAGGCAGUCUCCAGGCGACACCACUCAGGUCAGCUUUGGAGACCCUCCCCGAUCCUGGGGCACUCAGUGAGAAGGAAGGGCGCCUCCUGCUGGCCGCACUGGUGAAGGCCUAUGUCCAGAGGAAGACCAAUGAGCUGGAGCAGGAGGAGGAGCAGGAGGAGACAGAGGACUCCAGCAUCACUGCCCAGAAGAGGUCCUGUAACACCGCCACCUGUGUGACCCAUCGGCUGGCAGGCUUGCUCAGCAGAUCUGGAGGUGUGGUAAAGAGCAACUUUGUGCCCACCAACGUGGGCUCGGAAGCCUUUGGCCGGCGCCGCAGGGAACUUCAGGACUGAGCAGAGAAAUGACUCUGGGAAGAAGGUUACCAUGAAGCUAAACUCACCACUUCUGUUAAUUUCUGUUGACAACCACUUGGUGAGGAGGCACCAUGGAAGAUAUACAUGUUUGCAU